Molecule: messenger RNA, 1208 nt
Organism: Lactuca saligna
Lineage: Eukaryota; Viridiplantae; Streptophyta; Magnoliopsida; Asterales; Asteraceae
Source: the annotation of a GenBank genome assembly
UUUGAAAACCUAGCUCCUGUCUUGGAUUAGAUCAGAUAUAAGCCCAUUAUUAGUAUUUUCUUUUGCUUGGGCUCCAUAGGCUAUAGGCUUACUAUCUGACAUCUGUGGUCGAUUGGGAAUUUGGGCCAACUUUAAGGAUCCAAGCACCCAGAUCCGGAUUCGGCUAAAUUUACCCCGACUUGCCCUGUUUUGCCAACCAGGUGAGGUCUAGGCUGCUCUCCUCUAUCUCUCUGGUUUCUGCUGAUCUGCUCCGCCUCCGCACGACUGCAAGAACUGCCGCUGUCGCCUUCUGCGACCUCUUUCUUCCGUCUCCUUCGGCUAUUCUAUCUACCUGUAGUGUUGCCUCCCUCUCUGUCGCACAAAGGGGUUUUUCCUGUUUGCAGUUCCAAUCGUGAUGCGUGGUUUAGCAGCUAGGAUCAACUACUAUUUGUGCAGAAGAAGACCUGUAAAUGUUCGAUCACGCCAGUAUUCGUCAUCAUAUCACGAAAGAGGUUUUCCAGAUGAACGAGCCAUGGAGGAGGAAGCAGAAAAAAAAUUCGGAUGGCUUUUCAAACUUCUCUUUAUUGGAACUGCAACAAUCGGUGGAUACCAUAUCUUUCCAUACUUGGGUGAUAAUCUGAUACACCAGUCUGUGUCACUUCUAAAUGUCAAGGACCCACUAUUUAAAAGAAUGGGGGCAUCAAGAUUAGCUCGUUUUGCAACAGAUGAUGAAAGAAGAAUGAAAAUUGUGGAGUUGGGUGGGGCCCAACAGCUUGUGGAUAUGUUGGGUGGUGCUAAAGAUGAUAGCACACGUAAAGAAGCUUUGAAUGCUAUUAUUGCCAUUGCUCGUUCUGAUGAAGCUGUUGGGGCUCUGCAUAGUGCUGGAGCAAUCUCAGUCAUCAUGGGUACUCCACUAUCCAGUGAAGAUGCUGAAAUCGAGAAAUUUAAAGUGAAAUUGCUGAAAAGAUUUAGAGAUCUGAGAUACGAUGAAAGCUCAUCUUGAUAUUAAGCUACUUUUGUUGAAUGGUUGAUUAGAACUAAAUAGAGUAUAAGACUAGACAAAAGCUGUAAGGCCAUUUAAGGUUACUAGCUUUCAUAAGUUAUCAAUUCCGUAUGGUGUAUUUUCCCAUCAUCAAGAUCUGUGGUAUGAUCUGAGAACUAAUUUUUGAUCUUUGUGUGUUUUUUUUUUUUUUUUUUUCUCCAUAUACUUCUUUCUAAUGUUUUCAAUU